AUGGCGACGACAUCAAGAGCUCUGACCAAGCUCGCGGUGCCCUCAACGGGCGCCGUGCUGCUGCAACAAUCCUCGUUCCACGCCGCCGGCGUCCCCCGAUUGUUCCUCCAGGCCUCACGCAGGUCAAUUGGCGCGCGCCCGGCCUUUGGCAGCAGCAACACCCAAAAUCUUCUUUCCCGGCAGUUCCGACGCAACGCCUCUAGCGAUGCUGCUGCUCUGGCGCCGGCGCCGAAGAAGCGUCGCUUUCGAAAGCUGCGCUGGACCUGGCGUCUCGGAUAUCUCUCGGCCCUUGCCGGCAUUGGGUACAUUGGCUACGGCGUCUGGCUGGACCGGCACCCGGAGCCGCAGCUUGAGGCUGACUCGACUAAGAAGACCCUCGUGAUCCUCGGAACCGGCUGGGGUUCGGUCUCGUUGCUGAAGCGUCUCGACACGGAAAACUACAACGUCAUCGUUAUCUCGCCGCGCAACUACUUCCUGUUCACCCCGCUCCUCCCGUCAUGCACCACUGGUACCAUCGAGCACCGCUCCAUUAUGGAGCCGAUUCGCACCAUCCUCCGUCAGAAGAAGGCGAGCGUGCGCUUCUACGAGGCCGAGGCUAGUUCCAUCGACCCGGACCGCAAGGUGGUGCGUCUGAUUGACACCUCGGAGAUCCGCGGCGACAUUACCGAGACUGAGGUGCCCUAUGACAUGCUGGUGGUCGGUGUGGGUGCGGAGAACGCAACCUUUGGCAUCCCCGGCGUACGUGAGCACUCGUGCUUCCUGAAGGAGAUUGGGGAUGCCCAGCGGAUUCGCAAGAGGAUCAUGGACUGCGUCGAGACGGCUGCCUUCAAGGACCAGUCCGCCCAGGAGAUUGAUCGGUUGAUGCACAUGGUUGUAGUCGGUGGUGGCCCGACCGGCGUCGAGUUCGCCGGUGAGCUGCAAGACUUCUUCGAGGAGGACAUCAAGAAGCUGGUGCCCGAGAUCAGCGACCGCUUCCGCGUGACGCUGAUUGAAGCUCUCCCUAACGUGCUACCCAUGUUCUCCAAGCAGCUGAUCGAGUACACCGAGAGCACCUUCAAGGAGGAGAAGAUCAACAUUCACACCAAGACCAUGGUCAAGAAGGUGACAGACAAGACGGUCGAGGCCGAGGUGACCGGCCCGGACGGCAAGAAGGAGAAGGUGGUCUUCCCGUACGGCCUGCUGGUGUGGGCGACGGGUAACGCCGUGCGUGGCGUGGUCAAGGACCUGAUGGCACGCAUCCCCGCGCAGGCCAACUCGCGACGCGGUCUGGCCGUGAACGAGUACCUCGUUGUCCAAGGCACGCGCGACAUCUGGGCGGUUGGCGAUUGCGCGGUGGCCGGGUACGCGCCCACGGCCCAGGUGGCCACUCAGGAGGGUACGUUCCUAGCCCGCUUGUUCAACAACAUGGCCAAGACGGAGCACCUCGAAAGCAAGAUCAGCGAGCUCAGCUCGACGCUGAACCUGCAGCCGGGCAACUCGGCGGCCAUCUCGCACGAGAUUGAGGCCCACGAGCGCCAGCUCCGUCGCAUCAAGGACGUUAAGCCCUUCCACUACAGCCAUCAGGGUAGCCUGGCGUAUAUCGGUAGCGAGAAGGCCGUGGCCGAUGUCACCUGGUUCAACGGCAACGUCGCUGCGGCUGGCAGCCUGACCUUCCUCUUCUGGCGCAGUGCGUACCUCAGCAUGUGCUUCAGCACCCGCAACCGUCUGCUGGUCAUCAAUGACUGGCUCAAGUCCAAGGUCUUUGGCCGUGACCUGUCGCGGGAGUAA
Messenger RNA from Dichotomopilus funicola, 1767 nucleotides. RefSeq lists its product as uncharacterized. The record is from RefSeq and is a predicted model, not a curated record. Lineage: Eukaryota; Fungi; Ascomycota; Sordariomycetes; Sordariales; Chaetomiaceae. The transcript has 2 exons. Bases 1 to 1767 code for a protein of 588 amino acids. Gene Ontology annotation, molecular function: NADH dehydrogenase activity.